Ciona intestinalis (vase tunicate) is the source of this 1985-nucleotide messenger RNA. Lineage: Eukaryota; Metazoa; Chordata; Ascidiacea; Phlebobranchia; Cionidae. The record is from RefSeq and is a predicted model, not a curated record.
AGAUUUAAAACUGUAUCAAAAUUUAACAGUUUCCGUGUAACCGAUUAUCGGUUUAGGUUAUUUUCCUUGAAGUGGCUACUGAGUAGAUUUGUUUACAUACAUGUUUGUUUAAUGUUUUUCGUUCAUGCAGGGUCUGUUAUAUUGCGGUUUGUUAACCUUAUUUACUUAACUUUGUGGCGAAUGGGCUUUAACGAAAAAGCCUGUAGAUCUGACAUUCAGCAUGGCUAAGCCUAACCCAAGGCCAAUGUCAGACCUGUUUCAUAAAAAAACAGAGAAAGAAUACCAACAGCUGUGUGACAACUUCUAUACCGAAUUGACUGCAUCAUUGACAGAGACUCCAUCUGCGGACUAUUUCUGCGAACUCGUUCUCACACGAUUCGCGAACAUCAUUCGAGAACUACACUCGUACUCACAACGUCACAACCGGACACACUUCCACAGAAGGUUUAUCCUCGUCUGGGCAGCGAGUCACCACAUAUAUGCAACUUUGUGGGUAUCUUGAAGAAAACAUGGAUAAGACGGACAAUGUGGUAGGAACCAUUCGAAGUGUAACAUAUGAUAAUGUUGAUGUCAAAUCAAUCAUAAAAAGUCAAGAAACAUGGGAAUCCAACGAAAGUCAAUCAGAAAUAUUAUCAAACUACUCAGAUGUAGCUAACCAUAGAAGCAUUCUGGCAGAUUGUUUAAUACAACUUUUGUUAAAUGGUUUUCAUUACGACCUUAAAAUUAGGGUGAAAUCAGAGACAUUUCUUGCACAUAAAAGUGUUUUAUAUUGUCGUUCAAGUUACUUUCAAGCGAUGUUAAGGAAUGACCAUGGUGGGUGGGUGGAAACUGAGAGUAAAGUUAUAUCACUUGAAGGAGUAUCUGUGGAAAACUUUGCUAUCUUAUUGUUGUUCAUAUACGGAGCAUUAGUAGAUCUUUCUGAGUUCACAUUCGAUGAAUUAAUUAGCCUUGCAUCAGAUGCAGACAUGUACGCUACCAUGUUUGUUAUGAAUGCUGUAGAGUUUUAUGUGAAGAAGGAAAAGUGUCAUUUCUUUCAUAAGCCAUGUCAAGGUUGCUUGGAUGGAAUGAAAGAUGGAUUGUACCUUUCUAAUCUUUUUAACCUUUCAAAUUUAAGAGAAAAAUGUUUAAAAUGGAGCGCAAAGCACUUCAAACAACUGUGGGCAACUAAGAAGUUUUGUAUGCAAAGAAAAGAAAUUCAUGAAGAAUGUUAUAACACUGUUGCAUCCGCAUUGUGUAAAGGAAAUGUCACAAGUGUUAUGUUAGACACAGAUGCCUUGAUUCUAAAAAUUGACACUGUAAGCUGGGGUCUCCCUAUUGCAUCAAUCGUACACAAACUAAUGACAUCGUGUAUGAACAACAUUAUGAUCAACUUUGUUCAACUUGCAAAAGAUAAAUCAUUCCUACAAAUAUUUCAAGGUAUUGGUUGCAGAACAGAUUUAGUCGAAAGCCUUUUUGAACAUAUUAUGAGAAAUUUGUCGAUUGAAAAUGCAUGUUCGCUACAUAUAGGUGGUGACCUGCUACUUAAUAAAGCAUCCAGGGAAAAAUGGAGUGAGAACGUUAUUGGGACUCUGAAAGCUUUGGACAAUCGCAUCACAAGCUACAUACUCAACAAUUACCAUGGAGUUCUUCAUACAGAGCAGUGGCAGAUGCUAUCUUCGGAGUAUCGGAGAUAUAUCCAACAGAACACACUGUGUGUUGGUGAUGUGAAAAGAAAACCAAGAAGAAAACCAAUUUUAAGCAGCUCAAUGAGGGAAUUGAAACACUGAUGCUCCCAUUAUUACUAUAGAUUUCAUUCCUGUUAAAGUGCAUGUAGUUAUAUUUACUGUGAUGUCGUUGUGCAAUAAAUCCAUGUUUAUUGUUGUAAUUUUAAAUAUCGUGAUUCAUACAGCUGGUGCACUGAUAUUCCAACAAUGCUACUUCUUGACUUUUUACCGCGUCUUUACCUUCUCACAUGUUACAGUGUUAUAAAAUACAUAUAUAAUGUA